AUGGUCUUUAUAAUAGGCCAUCCACGGCCGUUUCGCUGGUCGGAGGUCAAGCACAUCACCUCGUAUGAAGACAUGAAGAGUACCGCCUAUGGAAGCCUAGUGGAGACUUUCGGACACGUAUUUGAAUGGGACGAGGACUGCGUCCCUGCCGAGCUGUGCCAAAGGUGGAGAGAAACUGGUGAUCCCGUCUGCGACGACGCUCUCCGGGAGGUGUUUGCAUCGCCGUCCGCAAGUGUCGGUCAGGACCUGCUCGACGCGGUGCAGGAUUACGCAGAAGCGACCUCCCGCGAGGAAGCCCCGGCGACGCACGCAUUCUUAGACGAAGUCUUGCACAAUCCUCCUGAGGGUCUGUCGGCAACGGACGACGAGGUCGCCGUCGCCAGGCAGUUCUUCAUAGAUGACUCGGUGCAGAUCAUACAGGCGCUGUUGCACUACAGCCUAGCUGGCGGAUUGGCGAGGUUUGUCCGGUAUCCCUCUGCGCUCCUCUCUAUCCUGAUCGUGGUAUCGUUGCAAAGCCCUCGCAUCGUACGAACACUCGGAGCGGUCUCGUACCUCGUUCCCCACACCAAGAAAACGGGCAGCGAGCUACCCCUUUCGCUUAUGGAGGCAGUUUCGCAGAUCACGAAGGAAUCAACUGAUCGGACGUUCAUGCGCCUCGUCGAGACGAUGCAGUUCAUUCUUGAUGUCAUGGGAUGCACAAAUCCGACGCCUUCCUCGGAUGACUCUUCCGACAACCAUCUGGCCAGUCUACUGCCGGAAGGAGAAGGCUGGAGGUCCUCUGUACGCGUCCGACUGCUCCACGGCAUCGCCCGAUGGCGUGUCAAAGCGCGAUGGGAGAGGGAGGGCCGAACUGACGUACUGGAUAGCGUCCCCUUAAGCCAAGAAGAAGUUGCUGCCACACUUGCUGCUUUCUCGACAAUCCCAAUCUGGUGUCUUCAACGACUACACCUCCCUCCGUCGCCCGACAAAGCUAGCGCCUACCUCGCACUCUGGCGGCACGUCGGGUACUACAUGGGAGUAUCGCCCUCUAUCCUCCUACGCUACUUCACCGCCACUAGCGCCGCGGACAAGUUCACCGCCACAGCCGCGCUCAACCUCUUUUUCGAAGACAUCCCCGAGUUACCUGCCAACGCCCCCUCCCACUCGGCCAUCAAAGGCCCGACGAUCCCCAUCCUCGUCGCCGUCUCGAACCGUCCGCCCCUGCACACUUCCCUUGAAUAUAACAUCGCGCUCACGACGCAUCUCGUCGGGACACGUCUCGCACGACGUCUUGGCCUGCCGCCGACGCGCCUCUCCAUGCGUCUGAAGAUGCACGCGUUCCUCCUUGUCCAACGUAUCCCGCACUACUUCGCAGCGUGGUACCCACGCAAGGCGUGGCUGGAGAAGCGUCGCGCCGUCCUCGCCGAGGGCAUGAUGCGCAGCGUGCGCUGGAAUAUGGGCCUGCGGCGGUCCACCUUCCGCCCGCGCACGGCCGUCCACGACACAGAUGUGUCGGGGGCAGCGGAGCGUGCAGUGGAUAUCUCUGCGGGCGGGGAACUGGCGCCUGGGGUCGUGGAGGCGGAAGCCGUCCAGCGCGACCCGGUGCGCGCGCAGGUGCUGACGCGGCAGUGGAAGGAGGUGCUGUAUGAGAUGGCUGGAGUAAGCAUUGCGGUUGGUGCGUUGGCAUGCGUCGCGCUUUACCUCGGUGCCAAGUGCACGCUGACUGCGGCCUCGAUUUUGCUCUCUAACUGA
This is a messenger RNA of Dichomitus squalens LYAD-421 SS1, 1731 nucleotides long. RefSeq lists its product as uncharacterized. The record is from RefSeq and is a predicted model, not a curated record. Gene Ontology annotation, molecular function: oxidoreductase activity. NCBI's taxonomy places the organism in Eukaryota, Fungi, Basidiomycota, Agaricomycetes, Polyporales, Polyporaceae. The transcript is spliced from 3 exons. Bases 1 to 1731 code for a protein of 576 amino acids.